UCACUCCUCUAUUUCCUCUGUAUGCAUUUGGCUUGUCCACCGGCGAUGUUGUUCUCGACGGAGGAAAUGCCGGAGUUAAUAGGAGUUAACAGAGGGCCUGAGAAUCAAUGUGGUAUAACAUCGUUCCCUUUUUCCUUUCAGAUUCUCGCAAUCAACUCUGAACUAUCACUUCUUUCUUAUACACUUCUCUGUCUUUUAAACCCUGUCUCAAUAUGUCGGUCUUAAAAAACCAGCUUAUACUUAUCACGGGAUCAUCCGGCUACAUGGUCACCCAUGCGGUGGCAUCCUUUCUCAGCGUGUUGACGGUGUGGCCCACACUGCGACCCCUUACCAACUCGACGGACAACAAGCGAGACCUGCUGAAGCCUGCUGUCAACGGGACUUUGAACAUCCUCGAUUUCGUCUCCAAACACGUCCCUCAAGUCAAGCGAAUCAUCUUCACCUCAUCUUUCGUUGCUAUGAUCGAUAUCGCCAAAGGUAGAUGGCCCGGCCACGUAUACUCGGAGGAAGAUUGGAACCCGGCAACAUACGAGGUCGUUGCCGCCAAAGAUGCCCCUGGGGCGUUGGUAUAUGCCACUGCAAAGACGAUUAUGCCUCCAAUGAAAUACGGUCCCAACAUCAACGUGACUGCCAGUCUGGCCAGUUUGAACUCCUCUUCGGCAGAUAUCUAUCGGUUGAUGUCUCCUGACGUUAAACCCAGCGACCCAGCCCCGGAAAACCACUUCUUCUCGGUUGUGGAUGUUCGCGAUGUCGCUGAAGCGCAUCUCCGUGCUUACGAUCAAUUUGUCGAUGCUCUACGGGAGAACCUGCCAGAGGUGCGGGACCGCGUGUCUAUCAGACGCCCUGGAACCGGAGCCGUCUCCUCUGAUGUUCAUACAGUCGACACAUCCAAGUCGCAGCGGGUGUUGGGUCUCAAGUAUCGUGAACUUGAGGAAACCAUUGUGGACGCGGCCAAGUCUCUUCUGGAACUGGAGGAGUCUACUUAAUCAUUUAUAUGGAAUGCAUUUCUCCAAUGGCAUUCCUAUUCUUGAUUCCGGUUCAGAUCAGAUGGAUAAUCUCUCCGAAGUCAGCGUACACGUCGACAAGGAACGUCGUCCUGUGUAAUUCAUUUUAGUAAUCUGUUCUGUUA
Molecule: messenger RNA, 1129 nt
Organism: Aspergillus glaucus CBS 516.65
Lineage: Eukaryota; Fungi; Ascomycota; Eurotiomycetes; Eurotiales; Aspergillaceae
Exons: 5
Coding region: 213-986 (257 amino acids)
Molecular function (GO): oxidoreductase activity, acting on the CH-OH group of donors, NAD or NADP as acceptor
Source: RefSeq, a predicted model, not a curated record